AUGGAGGCCAAUCCGGGCAAUGGAAAGCAUGGCGAGAAGAAGUCUAGGACCCGCUUCAUGGGAAAACUAUUCAAGGACAAAGCGGAUGCUGCAGACGAGGAUGGCCCUCAGGGUUCCGGACAAGACGUAGACGAGUUUCUCUACGGCCCUUCGGAUGAGCUGCAUAUGCUCCAAGCAUCUAGAAGCACGAGGCGUCAUUCAACCAGCACCAAACGAACUAGGAAGGGGCUUGUGGUACGUUUCUCAGACGCGCAACCAGAGGUGAUUGGGGAGGGCGGUGAUGAGGCUACCUCGCCCGUUGCUGAGAUAGGGAUGAGAAGGAGAGCAAACACAGAUCCGCCAGUGUUUCAACCAAGGCUGGAACAGCAAUCAACGCAGUCGGGGAAAGAUGCGAAGGCGGCAGAGUAUGGGUAUGCUAGCAACAUGGAUGAAUUCCAACCUGGACCUUUUCGGCGUACACAAACAGGCUUCCAGUCCAUACCAGAUCCACAACCGAGCCCCGAGCCAACACACGUAUCGAAGGAGGACGCAGAAGAUGGCCAUGUGCAAGUCCUGAGCACAAGAAAUCAUGCCGACAGGCGCUCGUUUGCAGAUAUGGUAAGGGCCGAGAUGAGAUCUGGAGAGGGUCAGGCACUGGUGCAGGGGCGAGACAGUCCGGACGAACUGUUUAUGGGGUCAGAAACGGCGGGAGCGUCUGCCCCUACGGCCCAGUUUGAAGAACUCCACAUCAAUACUAUGAACAACCAGAAAAUACCCACAUCUCCUGGAUUCGCGCCCAGUGUCAACUCGAGCCGUCCGGGCUCUAGCCGACCCUUGACCCCAAGCGAAGAGCGAGCACCAGGUCAUUCGGGAGAGAGCCCUGCAAGCGAUUCCCGGACCUCCACGUUAACUGUGCCAAAAAGUCUCCAGCCAUCUGUUCCCAUCACUGGGCACCAAAUGACUGAAAGCCCGGCUACUCUGUCGAGAACCUCAACCUUGAGUCUCCAAGAUGCAGCAAUUGCUGUAGGGGACGAUGCAUUGAAAGAAUUUUCGAGACGAACGGCACACCUGUGUACCCUGUUCCGUCUUUCUACAGAAGCUACGAAGCCACUCUCGCAAUGCUCCUUAGAAGAACUUGUGCGCGUGGCCUUGUGGUGGUUUUUGAAGGGGAGGAUGAAUCUGGAAUCCGCAGUCAGGGAGCGUCCAGGCACGCUUCAAGCACAACAGGCCAAUUACUUCAUCCGUGCCCAGGCCUACGCUGAUCUCGCCAAGUCACUCUGGAUCACGGAGACCGUGACUUCAAAGUAUCCAGAAACUCAACUAAAACCGGGUUCGACAGGCUCCGAUCCAUCUUUGGGCGACGUUCUAGAUGCUCGGCAAGGCAUUCUAUCUAGUUUGAGGAAACUAACCAUGUCGAUGAAACGCAACAACUUCCUUCCUCCCGAUCCUCGAGAUGCUCCUCUUACCCAAGGUUUAGAUCCAUCGAUUUGGAUGAAAGGCGACGGCGAUAAGUCGCUCACCUACAGCCAAAGACUAACUUCGGUGGGAUCGCUAUCCGAAGCAUUUCCUUUGGGCGAUACGACCCGAACCUUUCAUUACGUGAGGGUAUUUGCUGAGGCUACACUGUUGGAAGCAGCGGCUCCUCAAACGUAUCGAUGCCCGGUCCUGGUUUCUAUCGUACGUGGCGUCAAAGACACUUCAGGCACCGCUGUCAUCUCCAGUCAAGAUGGUCUUUUGAAUCUUAUGAUCCAAGCCGACAAAGCACGGGGCCUGACGUGGGACGACAUAAGAUGGAGAGCGAGCCAAAAUUUGGUUGAGGUCAAAUUACCUCGAGGAUUCGUGCUCCAUCUCCAAUUUACCGAGCAGGACUUCAGACUUUUGUGGAACGUACACGAGUACGAGACAAGAACACGAGCUGUCCUAAUCCCAAAGUCGGCGGAACGGGUUGUUUUUGAGACUGUGCUUCAAUCCUUACAAUACUUUGGUCAAAGCCCACAGCAUUCGUUUCCUAAAGAAGCUCAACCCCACUGUCACAUGAAACUAUUUGAGAAGACAGCAGUCAUCAAGGCAGCAACCGGCCCUCGUACGAUGCACCGAGGAUUCCGUGUGGCUUUGAAUACCAGCACGAAGUCCAAAAAUUUGCGCUGUUUAGAUCAGGAUCUACUACCGAGUCGACCAAUCCAGUUCGGAUUCCUACGAGGCGAAGGGGGGGCUCCCGCCAUUCUACUGAAGAUUUUGGACGAGAAAUCGAGCUAUACAGUAGUGUGCACUUUCAAAACAAUCGACGAACGUACCCGGUUUCACACGCUGCUCACCGGAAUCGCACUUAAUGACGGGGAAGACGUAAUUUCGGAAAACACCCUCCAAGGUUUGUCCAUCGCAGAUUCCGAAGCAGAACUAGCCUGCCUCCAAGCUCUCGAGUGGCAGGCUUUCCGAUUCAUCAACUACGACCAGGGAGACUUGCAAGACCACAAGACUGUCCUCUCGCCGAAUCUGCGCAUCGUCAUAGACUUCAAAGGCGGCAGUAUCACAGAUCGUAUCAACGUUGAGCCUGGGGAGCUUAAGCUGCGGCUCGAUGUGCAAGCUUUGAACGAAAUUAAGGUUUUGCGCCUGCCUCAGCAGGAUAUGAGUUUGUCAGUCGCAGAAUCCCAAGUUCCCAAAGAGUUGCCACGAGACCUCACCAUGCUGCUGGAAUCUAUAGCCAAGUCGGAGUCAACUCGCAAGUAUACGUUUCCGUCGCUGGCCGCUCUACAUUCCUUCCAAGCUUCUCUGACUGGAUUUGCGGUGGCCUUCGAUGGCGUUGCCUGUUCUUUCAACAUAUCCCGCCGACGUAUGGUAGUUCCUAUCUACAAGAAGUGGGAUGCAGCUACGACCCGAGUGCAGAUUGUCCAGAAGGAGAAGGUGGUUCAACUUGUUGCCUUCUUUGAUAACUUCAACCAUGGCAAAGCCAUGAAUUUCACUCUGAAAUCUACGGAUAAUUUCGAGGCGUCUAGCAGCAAGAAGACAUUCUCCUUGCGAAUCGUGGACGCGAAAUUUGCUCUGCCAAAAGAUCCCCGAGGGGUUGAAGCUGGGAUCGAGCACGAGUUUGUUUGCCUGGACAUGCCAGAAUACCCUGGCGAGCAUGACGACGUGACCAUCGUUUUUGAUACUGAAGCCGUUCGAGAUGCGUUCACAAAAGCAUUGCCAGCGCCCGUCAAGAUGGCCUCACGCAUGGGAUCUGUCCGGAGAUAG
Molecule: messenger RNA, 3210 nt
Organism: Drepanopeziza brunnea f. sp. 'multigermtubi' MB_m1
Lineage: Eukaryota; Fungi; Ascomycota; Leotiomycetes; Helotiales; Drepanopezizaceae
Source: RefSeq, a predicted model, not a curated record